UUGUCCGGUUAAAUGGAAACCCGGCCCACUUGGGCGGAACUCAAGUUUUUCUUUUGGGAUAUAAUAGUUCGUCAGUUAUGAACUAUAACGUACAGUAAACAUGCAGUGCCCUGCCUUCACAACUCAUGUACUAUGGUGUCUUUGUCUUUGGGGAUGUGUGGCAGAGAGUUUGCUGACAUUACCUCAUGUAGAGCAAUUUGAUGUAGUGAGACCUAAAAGACAGAGCGUCAGAAAGGUACAAUCUGAUAAAAGUCCAAAAAGCCAUGAGACAUAUCCUGAUAGACUCACAUAUAAAUUAUUCUUUGGAGGGAAAGAUCACCUGAUUCAUUUGGAAAAGAACUGGCAACUCAUAGGACAUAAUUACUCUGAAAUAUAUUAUCAAGAUGAUGGACUGAUUGUGAGCAGGAAUCCAAUUUUAAAGGACAACUGCUACUAUCAUGGCCAUAUUCAGGAUUUGGAAGAUUCUUCUUCGGUCAGUGUGGGAAUCUGCUCUGGAAUCAGAGGUUUUGUUAGAGUGAAACAGCAGGUAUACCUGAUCGAGCCCCUGACCAACCACAGUGAAGGAGACCACGCACUUUAUAAGCAUGAACAUCUGAGGUGGAAGAGAAGCACCACCAUUUAUGACCAUGAACCCCCAGUGGCUGUCCCCUUGAAGUCCAGCGGAUGGAAAACAAAGCGAUUUCACACUCCAAGAUUUGUGGAGUUGUUUCUUGUGGUGGAUAACACUGAGUACACAAAAUAUGGGUCUAACAUGGACAUAAUCAGUGGCAGGAUGCUGGAGGUUGCAAACCAUGUUGACAAGUUGUAUCGAGCCCUUAAUAUCCGGGUUAUGCUGGUGGGGCUUGAGGUUUGGACGAAACAGGACCAGAUUGUGGUCAGUUUGAGUUCUGACGAGACUCUCAGUCGGUUUAUUGAGUGGAGAAAAAGCAAUCUGCUUAAAAGAGUCAAGCAUGACAAUGCUCAGUUUGUGACUGGAAUUGAUUUUUUGGGCGACACAGUUGGGUUGGCAAACAAACUUGCAAUGUGUUCUGAAAGCUCAGCGGGAGUCAACCAGGAUCAUAAUCAGAACUCACUGGGCCUGGCAGCCACGAUUGCUCAUGAGAUGGGUCAUAACAUGGGCAUGUCCCAUGAUGAAUAUCCCUGCAUGUGUGGCUCAUCCAAUUCCUUCUGUAUCAUGACAGAGCGUGUGGGCAAUCAGUUCCCGGAGCAGUUUAGUGACUGUAGUCUGGAGCAGCUGAGUAUGUUUCUAGACAACGCCAACCCCAGCUGCCUGCUGGACACCCCCAUUUCAUCCAGACUGUACAGUGGGUCUGUUUGUGGUAAUGCCUUCCUGGACCCUGGAGAGCAGUGUGACUGUGGAACAGCUGAGGAAUGUGAAAAUCCAUGCUGUGACCCCAUGACCUGCAGGCUCACUGAAGGCUCACAAUGUGCUCACGGAGACUGCUGUGAGAAUUGCCAGAUAAAAGAUGCUGAAAGCAUGUGUCGAGCACCUGUAAAUGAGUGUGACGUCCCAGAGUACUGCACAGGGCUCUCCGAGCAGUGCCCAGAGAAUGAUUUUAAGAUGAAUGGCAUACCUUGCAGCUCUGGCCAGGGUUACUGCUAUAAUGGCCAAUGCCCCACUCACCUCCAGCACUGCCAAAAACUUUGGGGAACAGGUGCCAAAAUUGGUACUGAUAGAUGCUUUCAUCUAAACACAUAUGGAAAAAAUGAUUCUCACUGUGGAAAGACCAAAAAUGGAUACAAAGCUUGUACAAAAGAAAACAAGUUUUGUGGUAAGAUAUUUUGCGAAGGAGGAAACGAAUACCCCAUUACUGGUCAGAAAGCUGUUAUAGGAACAUUAUGGGGACUUUGCAAUGUAGCUGGGGACCAAUCAGAAGAGGACGCCCUCAGCAUGGUUCCCACCGGCACAAAAUGUGGACACAAUAAGGUUUGCUUUGAUUAUAUGUGCCAAAACCUGACGGUUUACGGUAAUAUUGAAGACUGUGCACUACAAUGCAAUGGUAGAGGGAUUUGCAAUCAUAAAAAACAAUGCCACUGUGAGCCUGGUUGGGCACCUCCUUACUGUGAAGUCAGAUAUUCUGAAUGGUCAUCUGGACAAAGAAAGAUCAUCGGCAUCUCAGUAGCAAUCACUCUACUUGUACUUUUACUAUGUGCAAUCUUUCUUUAUCAUAAACUAAGAAAAGCCAUCAUCAGCUGCAAGACAAAAACUCCGGCAUCUUCAGGGCAGUUGAGUCUGCUUUUUGAGAACAACAGUGCCAAAAAGGACCGCCCUGAGAUCAGCCAGCCCAUAUUCAUGGGGACCACUGUGACUCGACCCUGCACCCCUCUAACAGCUAGAUUGGGCCCGUCCCGUCCUGCUCCCCCACCUCCAAAAAAGUUGCCAUCACAAUCACAGCAGACCGUUGUUAAACAGGUAAUCAAGCCAACUCCACCUCCUGUUCCUCCUGUCAAACCAUCUUUAGCAACAGGAUCCUGGAGCACAGAUCAAGUCACAGGAGAUAAAGUGAAGGUUGUGUUGAGACCACCCACCAUUCCAAGAAAAUGACCACAUGUGAAAUCAUCAUGUGACUCAUUUAAACAAAUUACAGUCCCUCUUGGUCACUUGUACAGUGAGGAAGUGGCUGAAUGACAAAGUGCUUUUUAAACAAUGCUUUAACACACACACACAAACACACACACAGUUGUGCUUGGCCUCAUGUAAGAGCUGGUUUUGGUUUUUUAAAGUUGUGUAUAUAUAAUAUAUUGUAUAUGUAAGACAUUUGAAUGUGUGGUUGCAAAAUAAUCAACAGACCAAAAUGCUUUAUACUCUAAUGAAUUUAAUUUAACAGUAUUGUGGUGAUGUGAAUGUAUUUCAUUCGAAAUAAAAGUUGUUGUUUAAACAUUUUA
Carassius auratus (goldfish) is the source of this 2886-nucleotide messenger RNA. RefSeq names its product ADAM metallopeptidase domain 8b (gene adam8b). The transcript is spliced from 23 exons. NCBI's taxonomy places the organism in Eukaryota, Metazoa, Chordata, Actinopteri, Cypriniformes, Cyprinidae. The record is from RefSeq and is a predicted model, not a curated record. Bases 101 to 2545 code for a protein of 814 amino acids. Gene Ontology annotation, molecular function: metalloendopeptidase activity; cell adhesion molecule binding. Gene Ontology annotation, biological process: positive regulation of membrane protein ectodomain proteolysis; proteolysis; regulation of cell-cell adhesion.